AUGCCUUUGCUUCAAGGCAUCGAGGUAACGAUUGUUACGCAGUCAGAGCUUGGGCAACUACCUGAGUACCCUCAUCCUGAUGGCUCUUCGUUUCAGUCGCGCCGCCUGCGCGACAAUAAACCAGAUGAUCAAUCCAAUUCUUGCGACGGCGAUUUCCAAAAUCGGGUCGCGGACGAUCCAGCUCACGCUUCAGGAACUGAUUCGACGGUCUCAGUAUACGUUCCAUCCCUUCCUGGCGCACAAUUCUGGAUCAAUUAUGUCGUCAAGACUCCCCCUUCCCCACCAGGCCACCUGUUCUUCAAGUUAUACAUGAAUGGAAGACAUAUCACAUCAUGGGGUAUCAACCCGAGUAUCAAGAGUCAUGGUCGCGCCGAGAAGGCGUUGUACGAGCCCAGCGACCGCUGGGACCAAGAAGAAGACGGUGUCGUGUUCAAGCAGGAAGGAAUCGAGGCCCGAUAUUUCUACUUUACGGGCAAUCAGCAGGAGCUGUCUGCGGCCGACAAUGGCGGGCUGAUCGAGGUCCAGGCUUUUCGGGCCAAAGGUCGAAAGAGGCGCGCCGCGAAACUGGACCAGUACCGCGUCCAAGACAAGUAUGGCAUCACUGCACCGAGCGGUGGCCUGCUCGAUAAUCCCCAGGACAUCACAUUCUUCGACUUCCACCUGAUCGAUCCCAAAGACGCACCUUUUGCGACAUUUCGGUUUCACUAUCGCUCGUGGGACAGCCUUAACCAGCUCUCCCUAGUUCCUGCCGACGACCCAAGCAUUCUCGAAUCAUCU
This is a messenger RNA of Cryphonectria parasitica EP155, 777 nucleotides long. RefSeq lists its product as uncharacterized. The record is from RefSeq and is a predicted model, not a curated record. Lineage: Eukaryota; Fungi; Ascomycota; Sordariomycetes; Diaporthales; Cryphonectriaceae. The annotation marks the transcript as partial. The transcript has 3 exons.